AUGCGUUUAGUUGCGCAAUACACCACACGUAAACUGAGCCACGAUUCAGACACACUGAAUGCUUUCUUUGGGGCGAUUGAGUACUUGUCAGAAAUACAGCCCUUGCUCUACCAUAUCGCUGGCCUGCCAUACUUACCAGGAACAAUGGAAGAUGCCGGCCUCAAAGAAGAGUACUUUUUUCGUUCAUUGGGGUGGCAACUGCUCCUUCCUAGCAUGUGUAGGCGGAGGCAAGGGUUUCCAUCCUGGUCUUGGACGGGCUGGAUAGGUGAUAUGGCCAAUCCAUUCGAUGUUCCAGGAACUUUUACACCGUUGGCACGAAACGCACGUCUAGAGUCGGAGAGCGUGUCUGCAAACACACACUCGAUUUACGAGGAGCUCUCCAGAGCAUUUCUCGACACCGUAUCCGUCAUUCACUUUGACGUUGAUUUGGUGACUGUACAGGAUUUUCCCGGGUCCAAUGAGCCCAUGUUUGAAUCCACCCAGUGGGACAUGGGCAAGGAGCAAAAAUUGAAAAAGAUGUUUCCCAGCGAGUCUUUGUUUGUCCGAAAGGAAUUAUAUACGAACAUUAUUCGGGGUCUCUGGUCUUUCCUACUGCUUGGCUGCUUCUCUCACGAUGGGCGCAGCAAAGGGUUACUCCUGGCCGUGAAGUGGAAGGACUCGGUCACGGCGGAAAGGGUGGGGUGUUUUCAUAUUAAAGACGUUGGGCCGAUCAUGUCCCGUGAGCUGAGAAGGAAGAGGGUGAGACUUAUCUAG
Molecule: messenger RNA, 753 nt
Organism: Alternaria postmessia
Lineage: Eukaryota; Fungi; Ascomycota; Dothideomycetes; Pleosporales; Pleosporaceae
Exons: 2
Coding region: 1-753 (250 amino acids)
Source: RefSeq, a predicted model, not a curated record